AUGGACCCCCUCGCAGAGACUUACAUCGGUACUACUAAGGCAAACCGUAUGCUCCAAGAACGUGCGGAACAGCCUUCCCCGGACGGCGAUGAUCAGGCUAACCGCCCGACCACCCCCAACAGGGAGCCACCCCCCACUUCCCUAUACCAACUGGGCUUCACCGGUCAUCGCAUCAGGUCUAUGCCCGGGACCGAGUCCGAACCAGGUACCCCUACCGCUGCCCGCCACUCGAUCCUGGAAGGUAGUCGACUGGGAUCGUUGGCCCCAUUAGCUGAGGAUACCGAAGGACCCUCGGGCCUGUAUAACGUCGGGGGCAGAGGCCAAGGCCCUACCACUACCCAUGGCAUCGAAUGGCCCAGCUCGGCGAACAAUGUACCCUGGUCUUGCACCGCUGACCUCCCUAUCGGGAGUGACUUCCGCAAUUGGAACGAAGCGAAGAGCAAGUUCUUGCAAGCUAUCUUCACCCUGGUGUCCAUCAGGGACACGUUCUAUGUCGGCAACUCUGGCGACCCCAACUCCUCCCUCGCUGACCCGGCUUGGGCCACCUUCUUUAACGCAAUGUCCGAUGAGGUAGCAGCUGUUCCCAGCGACCUCGACGACGACAAAUCCAUGUACCCAGGGGAAGCCAUGCACAACCUCGCCGACCGUUCACCGCUUGCCAAUGCGGUGGCUGUCAUGGACCUUUCGGAACGCGUCAAAGUUUACGAGGAUGAGGAAAACACCCUCGUCAACUCAGUAAACCGGAACGUACUCAAACUGGAGACUGUCGUCACCAAAUCGUUGUCACACGUUGAUACUCAGCUGAAACUCAUCGAGGCAAAGCUAUCCCGUGUAUCUGCCCAAGCUUCUCGCUCAGGCAAUGGACUUUCCACGACUUCGGGGGCCUUGCGCUUCACCAAAACCACGAUGCCCGCGGACGAAAGGUCACAUGUUGUUGGGGAGAAGCGCAAAGACGCCUUCAGCCUCCCCGACAGAGCCCCUAAACGAGGAAAGGCCGCGGACGGAGCGACCACCGUUCGUACGGCGGAAUCUCUCCCCCCCAUGCCGUCCACAUUUACGAUGCAGGACGUAUCCCGAUGCACCCCGAUUGUGACCACCGUACUCGAAGCAGGAUACGAUAUCAGCUUCGAAGCCGCCAAGAUCCUCGUUGAAAAAUUUGGCGACGUCUCACAACGUCGAGCCAAACUCAUCCAAGCCCAUGGAGGCGCAUCCACAGGACCCAUCAAGGCGUUGGUCUUAACGGCAGCGACCGCUGCAGCAGAACACGCGGGGACGCAGGUCCAAGCCACCCUCGACGGGGGAUUCUACAACCCGGCCACGGCGCGUGCCGCCGAAAAGUCAAACAAUAUCUCGAAGGCGCUGAACCAACGCAAAGAAGCGGCAAGGAGUGCCUCCGCCACUCACACGCAACCCCCGAAUGCACACCGGAAGAUCGUUCGGGUACAAUUCACUAACCAGACGCUACCCGCCGAGGGAACGCGCAGGACGCCCGAAGACAUCCAAGCCUUCGUCGCCACGCAGAUCACCAAGAUAGGGGGUACCCCGAAUCCUGUGAUCUCCAUCACCUACCGAGGAUCGUUCCUCGACCUCCUUUUCACUGCCCGCCCUGAGGAAGCCAUCGUCACCCGCCUUGGCGAGAUGAGUGGCUGGUUCUUGAACCAAGGCUCAGAAGAACUACGCAACGCUACCCCGUGGCCCAUAGUGGACUUCUACAAGCCCAUUGCGUGCAUGAACAUCUUCGGUAUACCAGUCCUGGAUGCCAAGGCGAACGUCAAACUCACCGUCGAGGAGGUCUACGCCACCAUCGUCGCUGAAAACGAAUGGCUACAGGGUCUUAUUUUGGACCCUAUGUCCGCUCCCUGCAUGUCGCUAUACGCCCCGGUGGGGGAUACCUGCACCGUGCAGGUCUCUAUCAUCGACGGCAGCCCCUCGUACGUGGAACGCUGGAUCACCCAGAGGAAACGGGUGUCCUUCAGGGAAAAGAAGUACACUAUCGGACACGCACAUCCGCAAACCUUUGUCCCGCUAUGCCUGAAAUGUCUCAAGUGGGGACACGUCGGAGGAGCAUGCGGUAUGGGAGGAAAGUUCAACUCCCAGGCACUGUGUCACAAGUGCAGCCUCAUGCAUUCUACGGAACAGCACCAGGCCUUUUGCCAGCAUGACGAAUGCAAGAGAACACGGCUCGAGACCCUCAACCCGUGGGUCGAGAACUGCCCCCCUGAACAUGCCAAGCGUCGCAACUGCAAGGCGUGGGGUCACUCUGCCACCUCCACCCUGUGCCCGUGUUGGAAACUACGUACGCAGCCCGAUAAACUCGAAGCCUUCUGGAAGCGAGAAGGUGUCGACGACGCUACCAUUAGAGCCUUAUCUAAGGGCUACAACCCUGAGCGUGAAAUCCGUAUGGAGGCUAAACGCCUGGGAGGUCACACGGGCGAAGGGGACGAUGAUUCUGACCCCAUUAACCAAGGUCAUGAGGCUAAAGCACCAGCGCCCUCUGCUAUCGCGGACUACGAUGACGACAUCAUGCAAACAAUAACAAAUUCGAUUCACGAAUAUAAAACUGGGGGAAUUGAGACACAGAUGGAAGAAAUCCACCGUUUCGCCAUGAAGUACGUUUUCGUCAAAGAAAACAUGGAUAACUACCGUCUACAGCUCACCACAAUGUGGCCGCCGACGUUCUUAUUCUUCGAAGAGUUCGUCCUACCUGUGGAGCAAACGUCCCAGGUUGUGCCGUACGUCCCGAACAUGUACGACGACAAUCUCGCUCGCGGAAACAACGCAAACUGGGUUCCCACCAGGCCUGCGUCCCCUUCCCGUUCUCCGACCAUGCCGGGUCCCCCGGCCCUCGAGUUCGAACUCCCGAUCGUGCAGGACGACAACGACCCCGCAUGGAAAGACGUCCCCACGUAUUCCCCACGGGUUGGCCCCCCUCGACCAUAUCAACCCCGGUGGGGGAAUCGGGCAGGGGAUCAGGGACAGUGGGUAGACCUCGCCCGUCUCGAGUGGCGUUUCGAAGACGCCAUCCACAAACAACAACGAGGGGUUCGCCUUUCAAAGGCCAUGAUCAUCGACCCGGUGGUCAACUCCCCUCCCCCCCAGACCAACAACUCACCGUCCAGGGAGAAAUUUGACAUCCCCCUCCACUACGCAUACCUCCUCAAGGAGGUCGUCAACGGAGCUAUACAGGAGGUGGAGGCUCUAGAGGUGCUCCAGGGAGGAAUGGAUCCUCUUAACAAGGGGAAAGUCCUCGACGACGCCAUCGAGACCAGGCUCCACAUGGUGGGGGCGACGACGGUCACCGCCCGUAGCGAUCUUGCGGACCUCAUUGAGGCCGCAAUGUACGACCGCGCUAUCAAGCGGAAGGACGCGUUCGUCCUUCUCGAAAUGGCCAAGCAGGCCAUUAAAGACAACGGGAAUAGCGGCAACGACCCCUACCCGGUCGUCAGCCUUCCCUUCACAUCCCAUUUGGGGCCGGUCAUCUGCAGCCCUACGGUGGAAUGCGCGGCCGAGAUCACCGAGGCCUUGGGACCCAACGUCCAAUGGCAGUGCGAUGGAUACGCCAAAGACGAGGUUGACCCUGAGUUGUUUGGGGAACACGAUGAUAAUAUGGACGGAGAGUGUGCUUGGUAA
This is a messenger RNA of Phanerochaete carnosa HHB-10118-sp, 3630 nucleotides long. RefSeq lists its product as uncharacterized. The record is from RefSeq and is a predicted model, not a curated record. The coding region runs from base 1 to 3630 and encodes 1209 amino acids. The transcript has 6 exons. Lineage: Eukaryota; Fungi; Basidiomycota; Agaricomycetes; Polyporales; Phanerochaetaceae.